UAGGACUAUACUCACCGAGAGCCUCGCGGGUCAUACACCGCCGAGAGUACGAGAGAGAGAAGCACCGGCCGCCACCGUCGCCGCCCGCCUACACCGCCGCUCGGGAGCCAUAUGGUGGCUGAGGAAGUUCGCCAGUACGUGAGGGACCUGUACGCAGAGCCGCUGGGGUUUGGGGACAACAGGGACGACGGAAAUUGCUCAUCGGAGUUUCUUCUCUCGCUGUUGAUCCGCUCCGCGCGUGGACCGCCCAAUCCCGUCUCCAUCCCGGUGAAGAGCAGGUACCACCAGAGGAGGACUACUACGACGAGUUCGACGAAAUCUAGGCCGUCGUCUCCCAGUCAACUAUGGCGCCGUGGAGAUAGUGUUUCUGAUCUAUUUUAUUAUUAUCGGUUAUUUUUGUAAGACAUUAUCAUUAUAUAAUAAAAUUUAUGACAUUCGUCUCG
Molecule: messenger RNA, 443 nt
Organism: Zea mays
Lineage: Eukaryota; Viridiplantae; Streptophyta; Magnoliopsida; Poales; Poaceae
Source: RefSeq, marked validated